ACGACUCUCUUGGAGGCUGAUUCAAAAUGGAGUAGGGUUUACGGGUACUAAUCCGAAUCCAACCGAAAUAGCUUUACAGUCGUAUUUUGAAUCGUUUUUUACAGAAACAGGUUUGUUAGUUGCUGGAAAAUUACGAAGCCCUGCAACAUGACAGACGAAAAGAAGUCCAGCUCUCUAGGUUUCUUUUCCAGCUACGACGAUUUAAGCGACAGCAGCGAUGCCAGCGACUCCGACGAGGAGGGAGACAGUCGGAAGAAGAAACCGGGAUCAGAUGCUGCGGGAAGCGGAGCCCAGUGCUCCCAACACGGGACCAAACGAGCCGCCGGAGGAGCUCCGCUACCCAAACCCGACGAGCUGUUCGGCUCCGUGUCCAAGCCCGCGUUUCUCUACAACCCGCUGAACAAGGAGAUCGACUGGGAGAGUCUGACGGUCAAAGCUCCUGAAGAGCCUGCCAGAGUGUUUAAGCCAUGGAAGACGAACGCUGUACCCCCUCCUGAGAGCUACACCGCAGAGCCAGAGAAGAAGAAGGGAGCUCCCCCGGGCAUGGACAUGGCAAUAAAGUGGUCCAAUGUGUAUGAGGACAAUGGGGAUGAUGCACCACAGCCAUUCACUGGCAAUGCCCGGUUCUUACCCACAGAGGAGGAACUUCCUGAAUCAGAUGAGGAAUCAGAUAAGCUAGACCUGUCUGCCAAGAAACGACGAGUGGAGACCUUCCAUCAGAAGGAGAAGAGGAAGAGGGACAUGGGACAAGCGACCUCUGACAAGAAUUUCGUAGAGGAGGAGAAAAGGAUCCUCAGGCAAAAUAUAGAUUGAGGCCGAAACUAUCCUGCAAACAAUCUGUUUCUAAUUUAAAUAUUUUAUGUCGGCUGGAAACGCUCACAGCUAUAAGCACAGUGGUCAAGUAGGUGGUAUGCUGCAAACAUAAAUAGGCAUUUUACCUACAAGUUGAUAUCUCUUGCAAUAUAUAAUAGUAUGUAUUUUGUUUUCAAAGGACUGUCCGCACACUUUUAAAAAGUAUAGUUAAUGACAGUCCCACUGUUAAAGUUUCAAUUUAAGAACUCAGGUUCUGGUAAAUCUCCACGGACUAUUUUCCCAAGUUUAAGGAAAAUUCAGGUGUUUUACAGUCAGGGUUGUCAUCAUCGCUCUUCGAUUUUACCCACUUAACAGGGAUGAGUGAUAUCACGAGGCACAGCUUUACAACGUGUACUGGACAUUACCAAACAAGGGAUUAGACAGGUUUUAUCCCAGUUUGGGAUCACCUUUGCUUUACUUUCGAAUAUGUAGUCUAGACAACAAGGUGAAGUGAGAGUUUAAACCUGCCUGAUUGCUCUUGUUGGAGUGUUUGCAAAGAAAUUGGUAAAUAAAAUGUUAUCAUAACCUGUAAUGAUGAAGACCAAAACUGCAACAAACGAUUUAACUUUAAAAGAGGGUUUAGCCUGCAACAUAAAUGUGGUUAGUUGGCUUUACCUCCUGUUUGCUUUAAUUUAACGAGCUAAAAUAACAGCGACAUCCAGCUGUGGUGGUUUACUUUGUCUGUGUUCGUCUUGUAUUAUAUAAAAUAUCUAAUCAUCACUGACAUAUGAAAUAUGUGUGCGUGUUGUGUUAAUACAGUGACUUUCCUAUAAAAAUGUGAUUUAAAAUGGCUGUGAAUCUGUUGAUAUGACAUUUUUAAAAGCUGCUUGUUCUUCCUGCUUAUGAGCACUAGAUGUCGCCCAUAAGCUAUAAUAGAAAACACUCCCUCCAUGUUUGUAGUGAAGUCUCCUUCACUUGUACUGUGUGAACAUUGGGCACCCAAAAUACAGGAGGGGAGUUCUGAUCUUCAAUUUGGAAUUUGGAAGUUAGUAUCAUCUCAGUUCUCUUGAGAUACUCGAUGCAUACAGACUGUUUAUUCAGUCUCAUGUACCUUGUAUUACACAAUACUUUUCAUCUGUGUGAAAUAAAACGUCUUGCAUGUGUAGUAUCCAAAUGUUUUUGGAGCAUUGAACUGUUUAAGGAACCUUUGGUUUCUUCCUGCAUAUCUGCUCAAUCAGUGUAAACGGUCGUAUGCAGAUCAUUUUAUAGUUUGUUUUUAGUGUUAACUGUUCAUCAUAAACCACUUGGGCAAUAAAAAGUAUUUU
Messenger RNA from Anoplopoma fimbria (sablefish), 2117 nucleotides. It is a transcript of the gene c8h1orf52, whose product is annotated as chromosome 8 C1orf52 homolog. The coding region runs from base 148 to 813 and encodes 221 amino acids. The record is from RefSeq and is a predicted model, not a curated record. The transcript is spliced from 3 exons. NCBI's taxonomy places the organism in Eukaryota, Metazoa, Chordata, Actinopteri, Perciformes, Anoplopomatidae.